Sciurus carolinensis (gray squirrel) is the source of this 6693-nucleotide messenger RNA. RefSeq names its product ADAM metallopeptidase with thrombospondin type 1 motif 3 (gene Adamts3). Bases 456 to 4073 code for a protein of 1205 amino acids. Gene Ontology annotation, cellular component: extracellular matrix. The transcript has 22 exons. The record is from RefSeq and is a predicted model, not a curated record. Gene Ontology annotation, molecular function: metalloendopeptidase activity. NCBI's taxonomy places the organism in Eukaryota, Metazoa, Chordata, Mammalia, Rodentia, Sciuridae. Gene Ontology annotation, biological process: proteolysis; extracellular matrix organization.
GCUCGUCUCUCUUGCUAACACUUCCCCUUGCUGCUGUGCUCCAGGGGACCCAAGCGUUCUCGGCGGUGACCUUAGGGAUCAAUGGUGCUCGAAAAGCCUGGAAAAAGCCGCUUUGGGCAGAGAUAGUUGGAAGCCCCUCGUCCCUUCCCCCUCUCCCGGGCAGCCCGUGCCCGGCUCACAGCACCUUCUCGCUCCUGCACACUCCGUUUGGGAGGACGGGGUGAGAAGGUGAAGUGGAAAGAACUGCAGAGCGGAGGGGGCCAGUCUCAGAGCUCAAAUUUCAUUUUCAUUGAAGCAAAGCACAGAAGACCUUUCUUUUUUUUAUUUUGCGUUUUUCUUUCUUCUUUCUUUUUCUUUUCUUUUCUUUUUUUCUUUUUUUUUAAGGAACUUAUUUUGGGGGGGUUUGCUCUGGGCAGCUGCUUUGCCCAGUAGUUGAAAAGUGAACUCGACUCGUGAUGGUUCUCCUGUCACUUUGGUUGAUAGCAGCCGCUCUGGUAGAGGUUAGGACUUCAGCUGAUGGACAAGCUGGUAAUGAAGAAAUGGUGCAAAUAGAUUUACCAAUAAAGAGACAUAGAGAAUAUGAGCUGGUGACUCCAGUCAGCACAAAUCUAGAAGGACAUUAUCUCUCCCAUAUUCUUUCUGCAAAUCACAAAAAGAGGUCAACAAGGGAUGUGUCUUCCAACCCUGAGCAACUGUUCUUUAACAUCACAGCAUUUGGAAGAGAUUUUCAUCUGCGACUAAAACCCAACACUCAACUAGUAGCUCCUGGGGCUGUUGUGGAAUGGCAUGAGACAUCUCUGGUGCCUGGGAAUAUAACCAACCCCAUAAAUAAGCAUCAACCCGGAAGUGCUUCAGAAAGAAUCUGGAGAAAAGAACCUUUGCAGACUAACUGUGCUUAUGUUGGUGACAUCAUGGACAUUCCAGGAACCUCUGUUGCCAUUAGCAACUGUGAUGGUCUGGCUGGAAUGAUAAAAAGUGAGAAUGAAGAGUAUUUCAUUGAACCUUUGGAAAGAGGUAAGCAGAUGGAAGAAGAAAAAGGAAGGAUUCAUGUUGUCUACAAGAGAUCAGCAGUAGAGCGGGCUCCCAUAGACAUGUCCAAAGACUUCCAUUACAGAGAGUCGGAUCUGGAAGGCCUUGAUGACCUAGGUGCACUGUACAGCCACAUUGACCAGCAGCUGAAUGAAACAAUGCGGCGCCGCAGACACGCGGGAGAGAACGAUUACAACAUCGAGGUGCUUCUGGGAGUGGAUGACUCUGUGGUCCGUUUCCAUGGCAAAGAGCACGUCCAAAACUACCUCCUCACUCUGAUGAACAUUGUGAAUGAAAUUUACCAUGAUGAGUCCCUUGGAGUACAUAUAAAUGUGGUCCUGGUGCGCAUGAUAAUGCUGGGCUAUGCAAAGUCCAUUAGCCUCAUAGAAAGAGGAAACCCAUCCAGGAGCUUAGAGAAUGUGUGUCGCUGGGCUUGCCAACAACAAAAAUCUGAUCCCAACCACUCUGAGCACCAUGAUCAUGCAAUUUUCUUAACCAGGCAAGACUUUGGACCUGCUGGAAUGCAAGGAUAUGCUCCAGUCACGGGCAUGUGUCAUCCAGUGAGAAGUUGUACCCUGAAUCAUGAGGAUGGUUUUUCAUCUGCUUUUGUAGUAGCCCAUGAAACUGGCCAUGUGUUGGGAAUGGAGCAUGAUGGACAAGGCAACAGGUGUGGGGACGAGACUGCUAUGGGCAGUGUCAUGGCUCCCUUGGUACAAGCAGCAUUUCAUCGUUACCACUGGUCCCGAUGCAGUGGUCAGGAAUUGAAAAGAUACAUCCAUUCCUAUGAUUGUCUCCUUGAUGACCCUUUUGAACAUGAUUGGCCCAAGCUCCCAGAACUUCCUGGAAUAAAUUAUUCUAUGGAUGAGCAAUGUCGUUUUGAUUUUGGUGUUGGUUACAAAAUGUGCACUGCGUUCCGAACCUUUGACCCCUGUAAACAGCUGUGGUGCAGCCAUCCUGAUAACCCCUACUUUUGUAAGACUAAAAAGGGACCCCCACUUGAUGGGACUGAAUGUGCUGCUGGAAAAUGGUGCUAUAAGGGUCACUGCAUGUGGAAGAAUGCUAAUCAACAAAAACAAGAUGGUAAUUGGGGGUCAUGGACAAAAUUUGGCUCUUGUUCGCGGACUUGUGGAACUGGCGUUCGUUUCAGAACCCGCCAGUGCAAUAAUCCCAUGCCCAUCAAUGGCGGUCAGGAUUGUCCUGGUGUUAAUUUUGAGUAUCAGCUUUGUAAUACAGAAGAAUGCCAAAAACACUUUGAGGACUUCAGAGCACAGCAGUGCCAGCAGCGUAACUCCCACUUUGAAUACCAGAAUACCAAACACCACUGGUUGCCAUAUGAACAUCCUGACUCCAAGAAAAGAUGCCACCUUUACUGUCAGUCCAAAGAGACUGGAGAUGUUGCUUACAUGAAGCAACUGGUACACGACGGAACGCGCUGCUCUUACAAGGACCCAUACAGCAUAUGUGUGCGAGGAGAGUGUGUGAAAGUGGGCUGUGAUAAAGAGAUUGGUUCGAAUAAGGUUGAGGAUAAAUGUGGUGUCUGUGGAGGAGAUAACUCCCAUUGUCGAACGGUAAAGGGGACGUUUACCAGGACUCCGAGGAAGCUCGGGUACCUUAAGAUGUUUGAUAUACCCCCUGGGGCUAGACAUGUGUUAAUCCAAGAAGACGAGGCUUCUCCUCAUGUUCUUGCUAUUAAGAAUCAGGCUACAGGCCACUACAUUUUAAAUGGCAAAGGGGAGGAAGCCAAGUCACGAACCUUCAUAGAUCUUGGUGUGGAGUGGGAUUAUAACAUCGAAGAUGACAUCGAAACUCUUCAUACUGAUGGACCCUUACAUGAUCCAGUUAUUGUGUUGAUUAUACCUCAGGAGAAUGAUACCCGCUCUAGCCUGACAUAUAAGUAUAUCAUUCAUGAGGACUCUGUACCUACAAUCAACAGCAACAACGUCAUCCAGGAAGAACUAGAUACUUUUGAGUGGGCUCUGAAGAGUUGGUCUCAGUGUUCCAAACCCUGUGGUGGAGGUUUCCAGUACACUAAAUACGGAUGCCGUAGGAAAAGUGAUAAUAAGAUGGUUCAUCGUAGCUUCUGUGAGGUCAAUAAAAAGCCAAAACCUAUUAGACGAAUGUGCAAUAUUCAAGAGUGUACACAUCCACUCUGGGUAGCCGAGGAGUGGGAACACUGCACCAAAACCUGCGGCAGUUCUGGCUACCAGCUUCGCACUGUACGCUGCCUUCAGCCACUGCAUGAUGGCACCAACCGCUCUGUGCACAGCAAGUACUGUGUGGGAGACCGUCCUGAGAGCCGCCGGCCCUGUAACAGAGUGCCCUGCCCAGCCCAGUGGAAAACAGGGCCCUGGAAUGAGUGUUCAGUGACCUGUGGCGAAGGAACAGAGGUGAGGCAGGUCCUGUGCAGGGCUGGAGACCACUGCGACGGUGAAAAGCCGGAGUCCGUCAGAGCCUGUCAGCUGCCUCCCUGUAAUGAUGAGCCAUGUCUGGGAGACAAGUCCAUAUUCUGUCAGAUGGAGGUGCUGGCACGAUACUGCUCCAUACCAGGUUAUAACAAGCUCUGUUGUGAGUCAUGCAGCAAGCGCAGUAGCACCCUGCCACCACCAUAUGUUCUAGAAGCCGCUGAAGCUCAUGAUGAUGCAGUCUUUAGCCCCAGUGACCUCCCUAAAUCUCUAGUGAUACCUACACCUUUCAUUCCUUACUAUCCAGAGACUUCUGCUGAGAAAAAGUCUUUGAGUAGCAUCUCUGCAGUGGGAAGUCCAAAUGCAUAUGCUGCUUUCAGGCUGAACAGUGAACCUGAUGGUGCUAACUUACCCCAAAGGAGAGCUCAGCGAACCAGAAGUAAGACGCUGAGCCUGGUCUCAAUACCAUCCUCCUCACCCACCAAGAAUGGCCACCUCCAUUCUGCUUCACAAAGGGCGACUGCUUCCUUCCUGGCAGUCAGUGAUUCAAUAGGUGCCUCUUCUCAGGCAAGAACCUCAAUGAAAGAUGAAAAGAUUAUUAACAAGAGACGUCUGAUAAGAUCAUUCACCUUAGAAAGAUGAAAAAGUGAAAUUUAAAAGGUAGAAACAGAGGGAAACCUGGACAACCUCCCUCUCUGCAUGGUGCAUACAACUUAGUGAAAAUCUCCAUAGCUGGUCAACUCAUUUUAUCCAUAAGUGGAAGAACAAAAAAGUGCUGGUUCACUUUCUAGUUGCUUUCAUCCUCCUCCUGUUCUGCUUUGACUCAUUCAACAGAAUUCAUUGGAAGAAAGCACCAAAGAUUACUAACAGGGGGAAAAUAGGUUGCUAUGUGUGUUGGUCACUCUCUAAAGAAAAAAAGGGACUGGAACCAAUUGUGCAUAUCAGCUGGAUUUUUGUUUUAAAAAGUUACAGUAAAAAUUUUAAAAAGAGAUGCCAACAGUUUACACUUCAAGAAAUUUUGGAAAUGGAGCAGAGAAUUCAUAGACUUGUAUUCCUAUUUAUCUAUAUUAGAAAUAUUGUAUGAGCAAAUUUGCAGCUGUUGUGUAAAUACUGUAUAUUGCAGAAAUCAGUAUUAUUUUAAGAGAUGUUCUCAAAUGAUUGUUUACUAUCUUACAUUUCUGGAUGUUCUAGGUGCCUGUCAUAGAGUAUUGCCUUAUUGACAUUCCAUAUGUUGAUUUUCAAGGCAGAAUGUUGAGAAGUUAGAAUCACAGCUACUGACAAUACAAGAGAUUUUGUUGUAUGGCUUUUUGUUGAAUCAACAAUGUGAUACCUAAAUUAUAGAAAAAGAAAAAAACAGAAACUAUGGAUUUGCAGGUCUUACUUUACUUAUUGCCUUCCAUCCUGUAAUUGAAAGGAAUUAGGAAUGGUGUCAGAAUACACUUUUGGUCACAGAGAAGAGUAAAUGAGCAAGAUAAAACCAAAAAAAACCCUCUUACCAGGACCUCUGGAAGCACCAUUGAGGUGUCCUGUGUUCUUAAUUUCCUAGUGUUGGUAUAUAAACAGUUAUACUUGAUGCACGGUAUUAAUCACAAAGGAAAAAUGUUCUGGAAAGAUUUGUGUGUUGGUAGCUGAGAAAACAUCAAACUAGAAUUAACCCUCAAGGAUAGUACUGCUUUGGAAGCAGGUUCAAGAAAGCAUUUGUCAAUGGUUGAGGUAUUUAUUUUCUGCAUGGUUCAUAUCCAAAUGUUCACAACCACAAUGCAUCUGACUGCAAUAAUGUACUAGUAAUUUAUGUCAGUGAUCACCUUGCUCAUAGCAAACCCAGAAAUGCUCUCUCCAGGGAGUAGAUGUAAAGUACUUGUAUAUAGAAUUCAGAACUGAAGAUAUUUAUUAAAAGUUGAUUUGUUUUCUUGAUAGUAUUUUUAUGUACUAAAUAUUUACGCUAAUAUCAAUGACAUAUUUUGGUAAACUAGAGAGACAUAAUUAGCAUGUGUUUGUUCUGUGCAUAGAAAAGAAAUUUAAGCAGACCACCACAGCCAACACAAAGAGCUAAAAGUGAACAAAUUGGAUGCAAACAUUUUUUAUUUUUAAAGUAGUUCAUACAGAGCUGAUGACUUAUUCCCUUUCAAAGAAACAGUGAAUUAGUAACUUGAGGAAUGUAUUGUCAGCAUAAUGUUUUUGAGGUCAGUAUAUCAACUGUCUAAAAACAUAUUAUGCUAACUAAAAUAUAGUAUAUGCUAACCUCUCACAGCACAUAAUGUGCAAAGACUUUUGCAUUUUAACUGUUGAAAAAUAACAGCUGAAGCCAUUGACUCUAUACCUCUAAAGAAUCGCUGCUACUUUGUGCAAGAAUUUUAAAGGUGAAUUCCAGAUAGUAAAAUAAUCCCUGAGCCUUAAAUAGAAAUCAUUUUUUUUUUCCUAAAAGUUUCCCUGGAUUGAAAUUCUCUCUAGUUUACUUGUGUGUGCAUACGUCUGGUCCACGGGGAACUAAAGAUGGUCACACACAAACACCUCCCAUAAAGAUGUACAUAUUCAUUAUACUUCUGAGCUUCCUUUUCUACUAAGCUAAAAAUUCCUUUUUAUUAAAGUGUACACUACUGAUGCUGUUUGUUGUAUUGGGAACACACAUAGCAAUAAAAAAUGUUAACAGAUCUGGCUUUAUCUAGAUUUUUAUCAUCAGAUUCACCCCAUGGUCAUGGAAAAGUAUCCUUUUUACAAAGUGAAUGAGAUCAAAUUCAUUUUCUCUAAAGAGGCUCAAAUUAAAUGACAGUAUCUCCUAUUUUCAUAUCAGGGUGUAUCCUUUUUGUAAAAAAGAGAACAACAGAUUGUAGGCUGUGGCAUCCUGCUAAAAUCUGUUCUGUGGUACUACUGAGAGGAAGAAAGAAAAUGGUAAGAAUGCUAGUGUUAUGAGAAGGAAAAGGGGGACUCCUGUCUUUCAAAAUGUGCAAUAUUGUAGUGAUUUUUAAAUAAAUGCCGCCCGCCAACUUUGAAUCCUGAUUACCUGAGGACUGGUGGGGACAGACCUCUCAAGAUUCAGGACUAUGGGGAGGAAGGGAACAUCCCAGAGAAUGACCUCUUAUUAUGUAACAGAGACACUACAUUCAAAUGGGUAACCACCACCCUACAAAGUAGACAGACUCAGAACUGAUCUUUAUCUACCACUUCAUACCUGAUUGGCCUUGGGUAGACUGUUUUAGAUUUCUUAUCUUGUAUAAGGAGGUGGAAACUGUCAACCUCACUGCUUGAUCGCCAAGAGAAAUGA